AUGGAGAGUAAAAAUAAUAAUCCUAGCAAAUCUUUAGCAGAAAUAUCAGCUAAAGAACACAUUCAAGAAAUCAGAACUAAAAAAUUCUCAAUUGGAGCUAAACACCCUAACCCACUCACCUUUGAUCUUCAUCGUGCUGUUACUAGACUUUCUGCUGAGCUUUACACUAAAGAUGUCCAUUUUCUUAUGGAACUUAUUCAGAAUGCGGAGGACAAUGAGUACGGGGAAGAGGUAGAACCAACCUUAGAGUUGGUGCUAACUAAAAGAGAUAUAACCGGGUCCGGAGCUCCGGCUACACUAGUGGUUUUCAACAAUGAAGUCGGGUUUUCGAUGCAAAACAUAGUAUCCCUUUGUAGUGUGGGUCGCUCCACCAAGAAGGGUAAACGAGAUCAAGGCUUUAUUGGAGAAAAAGGAAUCGGAUUCAAGAGUGUGUUUCUGGUGAGUAAGGAACCUCAUAUUAUUAGCAAUGGAUAUAAGGUGAAAUUUACUGAAGAACCAGACAGGAGUUGUGGCAUUGGUUAUAUUGUUCCUGAAUGGGUUGGAGACAAAUCGUUGAUUUCUAAUAUACAAAGUGUAUAUGGAUCAAACAGAAUCAUUCCCACUACAACAAUUGUUCUUCCCUUGAAACCUGAGAAGAUUGAGUCUGUGAAAGAGCAACUUUCUCAGCUGCAUCCAGAGCUUCUGCUUUUCUUGUGUAAGAUAAAGAAGUUGUAUGUUCGCAGUAGCAACAGCUACUAUAAAGAUGCCAGUGAUGUAUGUGCUAUUUCUAUAUCUCAUGAAACUCAACAUGUGGUUGUACGGUCCAAAAAAGCAGAUUCACGCGUGGUUCAUCUAGCUGUUGGUGGCGCAGAAGGUUCAGAUGAAGAGUCAUGCCAGUAUUACAUUUGGAGGCAAAUGUUUCCAGUAAUGACUGAAAACAAGGUUCAUGGCAGAGAAGACGUUAAAGAAUGGACCAUCUCACUGGCGUUCCCAGUCGGCAACAGGCUAACAAGGGGAACCUCUUCAUCCGUAGGAGUCUUUGCAUUCCUACCAACGAUGAUGGUUACUAACUUUCCUUUUAUUAUACAGGCAGAUUUUUUGCUUUCUUCUUCUCGGGAAAGCAUACUAUUAGACAACAAAUGGAACCUCGGCAUACUUAAAUGUGUCCCUUCAGCCUUUCUCAAUGCAUUUACUUCUUGUGUGAAAGAGAGGUCUACACUCUUCACCAUUGCCAAGACAUUCAAGUUUUUGCCAGUAGAAGAAUCCCCGAUUGCUCAAUUUGAUGAAGUCAGGGAAAGUAUCAGGUUGAUGUUGUGUGACGCUAAAAUCAUGCCAUGUGAAACAUUUGAUGAUUGCUUUAAGUGUUGUAAGCCACUCUCAUCUCUGAGAAUACUGUCUGACUUCAGACAGGUAUUGCUCCGCAUGAUAAAAAAUGGUAUUUCUCUAGAGGGAUUAUCCUCAUUGAAAAUUCAUCCAGUAGAUGCUUCCCUUGAUGUCGAAGUAUUUUAUAAGACUCUUGAUUUUCUCUGUGUUUUGUCAACGUCAGAGAGCUUUGGGUGGUACGAGAAAUGUAUCAGUGCUUGCAAAUUACUCCACCAAGCAUCUGACACUGAUUACAUAGAUAUUUUAUGGAUUUUUGCUAAUAAUGAGGAAGUAUUUUCUAAGACUUUCUUUAUGAGAAAUCAGGUUUUCAAGUAUACUGAUCAAACCGGACAAGUGGAGCUAUGCAGUGCUUGUAAAUCCAAGAAAGAUGGUCACAGGAUUUUGUUUGCAAUGGAUUCUGAACUUCAUGCUUGGCUUAGUUCUUGCAACUUGGAAUUCAACUGCUCAGGCGAUGUGUUUUUCUUGCCAAACUCGACCCAGGCUGCCCUUAUUGCUCAUGAACAAAGUUCUGUUCUGAUUGGUUGGCUAUCAUCUCAUGCUAAAAUUGAGUGUUGUUCUGCAUAUAGUUUCUCUUUAUCACUUCGUGAUUAUAUCUUGAACAACACUGAGCAAAAUCUUCUGCUCAAACUGGUUCAUUUUCUGUUUCAUUCUCAUCAAAAAGGAUUCCUAACCGAGACUGAUUUGUCAUGCCUCAUUUUGUGUAUACCAAUAAUCGAUGGGUCUGACACUAUUCAAAGAGGGAAGUUUACAACUCUUGUUUCCAUGGAAGGCAGCAAAUGGUCGGUAUUAUUUGGAGGGCAAAAUCUACUAUCUGAACACAAAUAUCAUGAUUUGGGACAUGUAUACUGUGCCAGUGGAAUCUUUGCUGGAGAAUAUACUCAUGAGAAAUCACUUCUCAGUUUUAUGGAAAAGCAUACUAGAGCACGAGAUUUACCUGAGUUGCCUCCACCAAAUAUUGCAUUGCCCGUUGCAUCAUCUAAGUUGACAAGUGAACAAGCAUUUUUACUACUUGACUGGAUCAAGUUUAUCCGAGCUCAGAAAACUCCUCUGCCUGCGAAAUUCAUUACCAGUGUUUGGAAAGGGAAAUGGAUGAAGACAAAUUCAGGUUAUAAUUCUCCAUCAAAGUGUGUUCUUCUCAAUGAAAUAGGGAAGAGAAUAUUCGAGAUGACAUCCUGUGUUCUUAGCGAUCUUUCUAUCUUAGAUGAGGCAUUUUAUGAGAAUCGCAUCAACCUUUAUACAGAUGAGCUGCAGUAUCUGGGAGUUACAGUAGGAAUGGAUGAUGUGCAAAAGGUAGCUAUGACCCAUUUCAAAGCAGUUGCUUCAUCCGAGAUGAGCAAGCACUGUGUCAUUUCUCUGUUGACAUUUAUCGGUCUCCUCAAGGAAAGGGAUAUGCUUGAUAGUGGAUGGUUAGCGACAAUGAGGAAAGGUAGGUGGCUCAGGACUUCCCAAGGGAGCUGUGCACCAAGUAAAUCUGUUUUUCUAAGCUCUGAAUCAGAAUCAGAAGCUGUUUGUCGCAUUACUUGCUUACCUCUAAUUGAUAGAUUAUUCUACGGGAGCAAACUCGAUUCCUUCUCAACUGAGCUGGCAUUACUUGGUGUAAAAUCUGAUCAAGAAGUGUAUGGACUAGUCACUGAAAAACUCGUCUUUCCUGUCAACCCUGCUUCCAUGACGAGUAAUUGUGGCUUCUUCCUUCUUGAGUGUAUAAGAAACUUACAGCAACCAGGUUCUACUGCCUUUAUUGAGAAACUGAAUUCUAACCCUUGGCUGAAAACCAACCUUGGGUUCAAGUGUCCUUCAUCAACCAUACUUUGUAGCUCUAACUUGGGUAUUCUACCCACUAUUGUUGAGGUUCCUGUUGUAGAUGAAGUGUAUUACGGAAGAUCAAUACAAUCCUAUACAAACGAGCUGAACGCACUUGGUGUUGGAUUGGAUUUCAGUGGCACGUUGAACAUUGUAGCCAAUCAAUUACACGAACAUAUUUCAUCUGGCAAGAUGUCACCCUCAAAAGUAAUAUUAUUGCUGCAAGGCAUUAGAAAUAUGUUGAACACCACACCUGAUCCUUUGCAUCAUAUUCGUGAGGCUUUGUCUGGAGAAGCACUUUUCAAGACCCACUGUGGUUUCCGAAGGCCUAGUGAAUCCAUUCUUUCUAGUCAGUCUUGGGCGUCUAUCUCAUUGUUAAUAGAUCUUCCAAUGAUUGAUGAUUCCUACCAUGGUAUUGACAUAUAUGGCUACCAAGAUGAGCUAGAGAUUCUUGGAGUUAUAGUUGGCCUGGAAGAAGGAGCUCAUUUAGUUGCUAAGAGUUUGACAACGCCGAUAAAGGCAGACCAUAUCACUGCUGAAGGUGCUUUAACUUUGCUCAAAAGUAUCAGAAUUCUAAUGUCACGAAUCUGUAAUGAGAAUUUUUCACUUGCCCCUUUUCUUGAAAAUAUUUUGGCCAGUGAGUUUUUGAAGACCAUUGAAAGUUACAAAACCCCUAAGCAAUGCGUAUUACUUCAUCCAGAAUGGAAUGAAAUCCUUCACUUUACGGAUUUGCCAUUUCUUGAUGAAGUUUACUAUGGCAACCGCAUUUCUGAAUACAAGGAUGAGCUGCAAAGCAUUGCAGUAAAAGUUGAUGCAGCGGAGGUUUGUGCUCUCCUCUUCGAAUCCCUUUACUCACUUAACAAGUCAUCAUCUGUGAAGCGAUUCUACAAAUUUUUGCACAAGUAUUCCAAUGAUUCAAUUUUUCCUGAUAAGGCUAAAGAGUCUAAAGUGUGGAUACCUAGCCAAAAUGAUUCUGACAAAGGUGAAUGGGUAAGUUCAGAGGUCUGCAUAGUUCAUGAUAGGGAUGGGCUUUUCCACAAUCUCUUUCAUUGCCUGGAUAUCCAUUAUGAGGGCGCAUUGCUUGACUUGUUUUCUCGAGCCUUUAGUGUAGUAGAAGUUCCUGGAUUAGAUCAUUAUAUGCAGCUAUGGCAUAGCUGGUUGAAGAGAGCAGAUUGCCAACUAUCUUCCACAGAAUGCCACUCUUUUUGGAGCUUUGUUCUUGACAACUGGACUCCAGAGACCGAGAAGGUUCUAAAGCAAAACCUGACUGAAUUGCCUGCUGUAUCUUCAACUUCAGGAAUCCGACUCCUGAGAAAGGAAGAGGUGAUUUUGCCAAAUGAUUUGCUUCUUAAAAAAAUGUUCAUGAGCCUUGAUAAAUGCCCUCCAUUUGUGUGGUUUCCAAAAGGAAGCAUCUCCUCAUCUUUUACUCCUGCAAAACUCCAACUUGUGUAUGAUUAUCUUGGAGUGAAACGCCUGUCUGAAUCUGUCAAGCUUCAAGUCAAAACUUGUUCUGUGUUGAAUCAACGAAGCCUCUGCACUGACAUGAAAAAGAAACUCAUCUCCAGAGGUUUAAUAAUGAUUGUGCUUGCUUACCUUUCUGGCCCAAAGGUUAAUUUGGGUGUGAAAUUGAGGCAUGAAGCUGCAAUGUCGAUUCUCAACUUGUCAGUAUAUGAGUGUAAUGGACCAAUACUGGUGAAUUAUGCAUUGAAUCUGCCUUGUUGCAAAUCAUAUGUAGUGGAAUCUCGAAAGCUGGUUCAUUGGAAUAAGGAGUCAUGGAUGCUGCUCAUUGAUAAAUCUUCUUAUGGAAGUCGGAAGUUAACUUUGGAAUUCGGUUGUUGUUUUUCACAAGAGCUUGCUGAAGGCCUUCUAGCUCAGGAAAGAUCUGUUGCAGUGAGCGAUUUAAGAAUGAUGAUCCAGCUGGGUCUUAACUAUGAGUUUGAGCAACAGUCAGUUGACUUUCUUCUUACAAGAGAGAGCUUGGAGCUGUUGCUAGAAGAUGAAAAAUUUCUUAAUGAUGUGUUUCCUUUCGAGCAGUUGGAAGUGGAUGGUUCCUGCAAACGUAUUUGCCCAUCCACUCCUUUGCCUUCCUCUAAGAAACAAAGGCACUAGUUAGAGUUAUGACACUUUUGGUUUAAUAUUGUGAAUAGCUUUCCUCAAUGGUUGAUAUUCGUCUUCAAUGGUAUCUGAACUUGACGAAUAGCUCAAUAUUUUGAUGUAACUAAGAUUAGCCAGUUUUUGCUUGUUAUCAGAAUGAAUCUUUUCUGAUUGUUACUUCAGCAUUGGAGCUUGAAUAUCUAUGUAUAAUUGUGUGUUUUUUUUUGUAAAAUCUGUAUGAAUGCAUGGCUAUUAUUGACUUAUUGUGUAUAUACUAUAUGAAACAAGGGAAAGUCUAACUAAAGUACAAAUCUUAGUGUUUGUA
This is a messenger RNA of Chenopodium quinoa (quinoa), 5581 nucleotides long. RefSeq lists its product as uncharacterized. NCBI's taxonomy places the organism in Eukaryota, Viridiplantae, Streptophyta, Magnoliopsida, Caryophyllales, Amaranthaceae. The transcript is spliced from 4 exons. The record is from RefSeq and is a predicted model, not a curated record. The coding region runs from base 1 to 5271 and encodes 1756 amino acids.